This is a messenger RNA of Rotaria socialis, 1173 nucleotides long. Lineage: Eukaryota; Metazoa; Rotifera; Eurotatoria; Philodinida; Philodinidae. The record is from the annotation of a GenBank genome assembly.
AUGAGUAAUACGCCUACAAUAACAUUCUCACAAAGCAAUAAAGGCAAGCGUGUACUUGUCUGUGAUGGUUAUGUGUAUCAUUUAAAAAAGUCAUUUACUGAAGCUACACCAAUUGGUUGUAUUUACGAUGAAGAAGUAGCCAAAGCUCAAUUGAGUCAAACUGCUCUAAGUAUAGUCGCAUCAGCUCAAGAUGCUAGUAAAUAUCUUUGUUUGUCAUCAUUAAAUCGAAUUCGUCGGCUUGAAUCUUUUCUUCUACCAAAAUCAUGUCGUUUUGAUAUUCCUACUCUUUAUAAUCAUACAAUCAACGUAGAACGAUUUUUACUUUACGACAAAAUGAGACGAAAUAAAAGAAUACUUAUUUUUGCUACAGAUGAUCAACUACGUGUCCUUUUUAAAGCUAAACACAUAUUAAUGGAUAGCACAUCCUCGUCAUGCCCACUAUUUUUUGAACAAGUUUACGCGCUUCAUGGAGUUAAAUUCGAACAGAGUGAGUUUUCCAUGUGUGUUUGCUCUUCUCAUGGGUCGCUCUUUUACAGAAAGGUGCGAGAACUUGGUUUAACUAACACAUACAAAGAUGAUGCAAAUGCUCGCAAUUUUUGUCGUCGUCUGAUGGCCUUACCCCUUCUACCACUACAUGAAGUAGAAUUUGCAUUUGAAGAACCUACUGAACAACGCCCAGACGUUCUUGCACCACUUUUCGUCUAUUUCGAUAAUUAUUGGAUGAAACAAAUAUCUUUGACUUUAUGGAACGUUUCUGACUUAAAAACACGGACUAACAACAACUGCGAAGUUGCCCGAUCAAGUCUUAAAAAUAUAAAUGAUGAUGUUGCAUUUAUUCUUAUUCGUAAUAAACUUUUACAAGCCAAAAUAGUCUUUCAUGAUCUACUUUCAUAUUUAUUUAUUUAUUUUAUUGUCGCUUAUUGUCUUUCAGGUUCCCUUGAAGAUUGUAAUAGUGAAUAUGCUCGAUUAACUCGUUUAUCACAAGAUCAAGUCGAUGACCAAAAUGAUGAUGAUUCAAUUCAAGAUGCAAUCAAUGUCAUUAAUUCAUCUAUGACAAAUAUAAGAUCUUCAAAAAUUGAUCGAACACGUUUAUCAUCAUCAGCUUCAUCAUCACCACGAAUUUCAGCAUGUGCACAAGCACCAGAAAAAAUAGAUGUUGAAGUUUAUGCUUAA